UCAGCUGGAAGGGAGGGGGCCUUCGGGCUUGUAGGACGGCCGAUGAAACGACGCCCACACUUGCUGCGUUGGAUGAGUGAACGAAUAUACACAGUGCAUGCAGACGGACGGAUAAACAUCGGUUGGUGAGAGCAUUUGUGUGGUCGGGACGGUACAUACCAGUGUGUCCCAGCCCCUGAGCAACACUAGCUGUGCUUCCUGGCUGAUGAAGUCAUUCACCACAUCGGCGAACUUGUCGCACGCAGCCUGCACACACACAAGAAUGCGCAUAUGGAUGCACACGUGCAUAUUUGUCUUCGUGGUGGUGGUGGUGGUGUCCUGCAGCAUGUCGUGUGGCCAGUAGGUCAUGAUGAAAAAGACCUGCACACGCAGAGAGAUGGGGAGAAGUGAUAUCCUCACCCACCCACCCACCCAUGCACAUGGCCACGUGUGUGAUGCGCACCUGCGUGCACUUGCCCUGCUUCAUGGUGGCCUUCCACGCCCAGUUGAGACCGCCCUCCUUCUGACCCAGACGAUCUGCGUGUCAUGAACCAAUGCACCAGGUCAAGAAACACACACGUGUUCGGUGAUCGUGUGUGUCUGCCUGUGACAUGUGCCAUACGGUGUUCGUCGAGCACGGGAGUCUCGUCGACUUUGAUGGUCAGCUGAUCCACAGCAGAGUGCCGCGGAUUGUCCACAGUGAGGGCGCCCAUCUGCGUUAAUGAAUGCAUGUCCACAGAGAGACUCGUGGAUGCGUCCGGUGUGCGUGUGUGUUGUGUCGUCUGCGUACCUUCACAUAGUUGGCGAUAAAGAAGUCGCGCAGGAAGCGAAUGAAUGAGUUGUCGAAGUCGCACCGAGGGCCGUCCUCUGCACACAGAUGAAUAGAGCACACCCAUGUACGGAUACACACAUCCGUUCAUCCCAUCGCAUCCACGAUUGUGUGUGUGAUAUGCGCACUUGGAUGUUUGGAGGUCUGGAGGUCACUCGCCUCCAGCUUGCGGCAGUGGUUGGGGGGCCGCUGAUACUCACACACGGGUCCACACAGCCUUUUCUGGGUCGACGUCCGUGUGGUCCAGAUGUGUUUGCUCUGUGGAUGUGUGUAUGGCCACCCACAUGAUACAGGUGUUUGCUGAGGCCCCUGUACUUCUCGCGCAGCCGCGUACUGGAAUACACACGCGGCCGCCCGUAUGGUUGUAUUUGUGUGCCAGUGAGCUCACCGUUCGACAGCAGCCGCCACUCGCUGCACUUGUCCGUCAGGAUGUCAUCCACCUGCAUACACACACACACGGGAGCAGCGGUGCAUGCGUAUCGCGUCGCAAUUGUGUGUCUGACCUGAUAUGCCCAGGCAGCGGCACCCUGAUAGUUGAUGAACUGACCACACCAACAACAGGCGAGCACGUCUAACAAGUACUGGUUGGUGAUGCAUCAUGUGCCCACACACAGACGUACGUCUUCGUAUGUCCCGGCGCCAUGCAGGAAGGUCUCAAGGAGUCGAUCCCCCUGCACACACACGCAUAUCGGUGUGUCUGUCUGUCUGGAGUAAACGUACCAAAUCUCUGUCCUGUGUAGUCUCCUGCCGAGCUCGGACUCCCUCCGUCACUGCCAACGUCGCCUCGGCCGUCAUGGCGCUGCGGGCUCUCACCUGCACACACAAAGGUCACAGACGGGUGAGUGGGAUGCGCUCUCGAUUGGUGCAUCAUACAAUCAAUACUCAGCCCGGUCAU
Messenger RNA from Vitrella brassicaformis, 1703 nucleotides. NCBI's taxonomy places the organism in Eukaryota, Vitrellaceae. The record is from the annotation of a GenBank genome assembly.